Messenger RNA from Aplosporella prunicola CBS 121167, 2761 nucleotides. RefSeq names its product glycoside hydrolase family 29 protein. The transcript has 3 exons. The record is from RefSeq and is a predicted model, not a curated record. Bases 230 to 2647 code for a protein of 805 amino acids. Gene Ontology annotation, cellular component: lysosome. Gene Ontology annotation, molecular function: alpha-L-fucosidase activity. Gene Ontology annotation, biological process: fucose metabolic process; glycoside catabolic process. NCBI's taxonomy places the organism in Eukaryota, Fungi, Ascomycota, Dothideomycetes, Botryosphaeriales, Aplosporellaceae.
CCGAGCUUUCGCCCUGCGUUGCGGCGUCGUCGCAAGGCUCUGCGAAAGGACGGAGUUACUCGCACCGCUCCCCGCUUCAUGCCUGCAGAGGACGCCGUAACUGCAGCGAUUCUCCUCACUGUCAUGCACCUCUGAACCUGCUGGACUGGACGCAGUGUUUUUCCUAGAUAACGACAAUGCCACGCUCUUCCCCGCCCAUUGCUCUGUUGUGCUGUUCGUCCGCGUCGUUAUGCUUCACCUCCGAUUUUCUGCGUUUUUGGUUCUCGUGAGUGCGCUUAAUUGCGCAGGCGACCCGUGGGCGCGGAAGAGGGAUGCAGCAAACAGCGGUCUCGUGAACAUCAAUCUCGCUGAGCAUCUUAACAACAGAGCCUUUGGGGCUUUUCCUGGUGAUGCCGACUUUGACGGGUCCAGGCAGUCUUACCCCGCACAGUCGCUGUCGUCCAAUGGUUCCUUCAAAUCGAGGAGUUCCGGUGUAGACUAUCUCUUGCCGGCGACAGGGAGACCUGAUGCGAGCGACAACGUCGUGUGCCUAGGACAGACAAUUGCAGUGUCUCCGGACAAGUACUUCAGCGCUCAACUGCUAAUCGCAAGCGACCGGAGAGACAAGGCCGUGACCAAAAAUGUUACCUUUACUUACUCCGACAACAGCAGCACCGUAGCAGAGGUCCGCGCAGAGCCGUGGUGGGCGUUUCUUACCCUACACAAGGGCGAGAUCAUCUUGCCGUACCGGUACACUUCCAAUGACACGGACUGGAACACUACGCACAUCCACGAGUACACUGCUCCGUUGGAGUAUGGAAAGACGUUGACGUCCAUCAGUCUUCCGACAACCAGCAAUGCCACUACCGGCAGGCUGCAUGUCUUUGCCGUGUCUUUGAGACAGGCAGACGGCGUGCAGGUGCAGCAUGUACGACCGACACAGAAGGAAGGAGAAAGCAAUGUACAGCUCGUGGAGGUAACAGUGGGCAACGGUGGCCCUGAAUGGAUACAUGGUGACGGCAUUCAGAUUUCGAUAGAUGCCCCUGGAAUUGAGACGGUACAGGCAGCCCAUAUCAAGCGUCUACGACCAGGAGACCAAAAGAAGGUCAACGUGGGUGUUGUAGGCAGCACCGAUUCCACUGUCUCCGCAACGGUCCAUCUCCGAGACGACAACGAGCAAGACAGCUUCCAGUUUCCCGGUCUUGCGUUCGGAUUCAAGAACUUUACGAAAUCGCCGGAUAGCCUGGCCUUGCAUGAGUCUCCGGAGUGGUUCAACGACGCCAAAUUCGGCAUCUUCAUCCACUGGGGCGUCUAUUCAGUGCCGGCAUGGGGCAACUCGACGCCCUACGAGGUAUACGCAGAAUGGCACUGGUGGUACUCGCACAACCGCGCCGCCGACAAGGCCGACGUCUACGACUACGAUCUCCGCACCUACGGCCCCGACACCGUCUACGACGACUUCUUCCAAAAUUUCACCGCCGAGCACUACAACGCAAGCGAAUGGGUGGACCUGAUCGCGGCAGCCGGCGCGCAAUACUUCGUCAUAACCAGCAAGCACCACGACGGGUUCGCGCUCUUCGACACGCAAAACACGUCACAGCGCAACGCGGUGCACCACGGGCCGGGGCGGGACGUGCUGCGCGAGCUGUUCGACGCCGCCGCGGCGCGCCACCCCCACCUGCGCCGCGGCACGUACUUCUCGCUGCCCGAGUGGUUCAACCCCGACUUUGGACCCUACGGCUUCACGCAGACCACCAGCAACGCCUCGACGUCGUGGCUGGGCAUGCAGGCCCGCAACCCGUACACCGGCGCGCUGGAGCCGUACACAGGGCGCGUGCCCGUGGGCGAUUUCGUCGCCGACGUGCUGCUGCCGCAGCAGGAGCAGCUGGCCUACAUCUACAACACCAGCAUCAUGUGGUGCGACUGCGGGGCCGCAAACAGUACGGCCGAGUUCGCCUCGCGCUGGUUCAACUCGCGCCGCGACGUGGCCAUGAACGCGCGCUGCGGGCUUCCGCACACGGCGGACUUCGACACGCCCGAGUACGCGACGCUGGGGGCGGCGACGGCGCGCAAGUGGGAGGCCAACCGCGGCCUGGAUCCGUAUAGCUACGGGUACAAUCGCGCGACGCCGGACGCGGCAUAUAUGAAUGCGUCGACGGUUGUGGCGAUGCUGGUGGAUGUGGUUGCGAAGAACGGGAACUUGCUGCUUGAUAUUGGGCCUAGGGCUGAUGGGACGGUGCCAGAGGUGCAGGCGAGGGCGUUGAGGGGCGCGGGGGGCUGGAUUGAGAGACAUAGCUCUGCGGUUGUGGGGGCGCGGUACUGGUUUGUUGCUGCUGAGGCUGGGGUGGGUGGAGAGGGUGCUGAGAGCGGUGUAACGGGAGUGAGAUUCACGCAGACUGACGACGCGUUCUACGUCUUUUUUAUGGGGGGCAUGCCGGUGCCGGGACGGGAGAUCGUGGUACAGGCUGCUGUGCCGGUGUUGCCGGGGGACAGAGGUGUGAUGUUAGGGGAGGCUCAAGUAGGUGAAGAGGAAGAGGAAGAGGAAGAGGAGAUCGAAGUCGAGAUAAAAGUCCUAGAAGGGACAGGGUGGCUGAGCGUGCGCUGGCCGGAAGAGAUGGAGGGGCGGGGCGAGUGGUGCUGGGUUCUGAAAGUGGAGUAUCGCGCUUAAGUGCGUAGUGUUAAAGUUAGAUGAGAAGGAGGAAGUGCGCUUGCGCUCUUUUGCACUCUUUAAUCGUCUUGUGGAGAUGCAUUCGUUCGUUUAGUGGGUUGGUGGUUGAGAUUU